AUGCUGAGGCCUAGCUUAGCUAUCCGCGUGCCGAUCCGAAACCCGCAUGAGCGCAAGCACCCGCACCAGAUACCGGUCGGCAAAUCAAGAAUCGUGGACGACCCUGCCCCCACUUCAGCAGAUGAGAAUGCUCAGACAGAAUACAUCAUCGAUACCUACUUCUCCGAAGAGCACGCGUUUGAGCUCGGCAAGAAUACAUUCGGGAUGAGGAUCCCUCGCGCGGCCCUCGAAAGAGAUUCCUGGGGCCUGGCUUACCGUGUACACUCGACAGAAAGUACCAUGCGCCGUGCCAGUCAAGGAAGUGUCGAACGCCUCGUCGUGAACCCUAUGCGGUGCUCCAAGGCGGCCCGGAAUCCGUUCCAUACCGAGACGAUCACAGUCACGUCCCUCGAUGGGCAGUCCAGCACCGAUAUCGCCGUCGACCUCACUUUCAUGCCGCAUUCCCCGGUGGAUCGGAGCGAUUUCCCGGUCGCGCGGCGGCGGUAUCAGGCCAUGGGCUCUGACUACUCAUCGUUGACCUUGCAGUUCGGCUCGCUCAAGGCCAUGCGGGCGAGACCGUACGACACCCCUAGGUCCAUCACGCUCUUCGACGCCUUCGGGAGUCGACAUGCCGAGACAGGCAGGAAGGUCGUGAUCGCGGAUAGGGUGGAAGGUGGGUUUGUGGCAGAGAAUAUCGCCAGCCUGGGUCGAGCGACUAUGACGCUUUCCUUCGAGGGCAAAGACGGUAUCGAGCAGUUCACAACCAGAGGUACUGUACCCGUCGGUGUCGAACUCCAUCUCCGACCGGGCGGCGGGCAAGGUGCUGAAACAGCACAACUCGUUCUUUACCGCUUUGUCAAGGCUGCGCCGCAGUGUCAUGGUGACCACAAUCGAGCGGGCUGCGUGAUACCUGGGUACAACUGGUGGACUGCAGGGAAGAGCAGUAUCUGCCCUGUUUGUGGGACACCCAUCAUGGAAGUGUUCGGUAGCGUAAGGAUCGAGCGAGCGCCACGAUGUUAA
Dioszegia hungarica is the source of this 999-nucleotide messenger RNA. RefSeq lists its product as uncharacterized. The transcript has a single exon. The coding region runs from base 1 to 999 and encodes 332 amino acids. The record is from RefSeq and is a predicted model, not a curated record. NCBI's taxonomy places the organism in Eukaryota, Fungi, Basidiomycota, Tremellomycetes, Tremellales, Bulleribasidiaceae.